CCAUUAUAACCAACAUUUCAAUCUCUGACCGGCGACGUUUGGAACACUGAAUACGAUGGCGGCCACCUCAUCGCUGUGUCAAACCUUAAUCCACAAACGCUCUCUCCGUCACCUCGUACCCAACACUAAUUUCCUUCCAAAUUUUCUCUCAAAUCCCACAUUUUCCUUAAUUAAUCUCAGUAAUAACAAGAAUUUCGCCAGGCCUUUCUGUACAGCCAUCUCUGCCUCAAUGGGAUCUCCCUCCUUCAAGUCUGAGGAAGCUCGGGUCCCACCCGCUCUUCCCUUGCCUACGCCGCCACUCUACAAGUUCAAGAUUGCACUUUGUCAGUUGUCUGUGACUACUGACAAGGAGAAAAACAUUGCUCGUGCUAAGAAGGCCAUUGAGGAUGCUGCACAGCAGGGUGUUGAACUGGUUCUCCUUCCUGAAAUAUGGAAUAGUCCAUAUUCCAAUGACAGUUUUCCACAAUAUGCAGAGGACAUUGAUGCUGGAUUUGAUGAAUCUCCGUCAACUAGGAUGUUGUCUGAACUUGCUAAGAGUCUGCAAAUAACAAUUGUUGGUGGCUCUAUACCUGAACGUAGUGGUGAUAAAUUGUAUAACGCAUGUUGUGUCUUUGGCACUAAUGGAGAGCUUUUGGCCAAGCACAGAAAGAUACAUCUUUUUGACAUUCAUAUUCCGGGCCAAAUUACCUUUAAAGAAUCAAAUACUCUUACAGCGGGGGAGAAUCCAACCAUUGUGGACACAGCUGUUGGGCGCAUUGGUAUAGGUAUAUGUUAUGACAUUCGGUUUCAAGAGCUAGCUGCCAUCUAUGCAGCCAGAGGUGCACAUUUGCUAUGUUAUCCUGGGGCAUUUAACAUGACUACUGGACCACUGCACUGGGAACUAUUGCAACGGGCAAGAGCUGCAGAUUGUCAGUUGUAUGUAGCAACCUGUUCACCAGCAAGAGAUUCCGGUUCUAGUUAUGUAGCUUGGGGACAUUCCACCCUCGUUGGGCCGUUUGGGGAGGUUCUUGCAACAACCGAGCAUGAUGAAACUACAGUAAUCGGAGAGAUUGACUAUUCAUUGAUUGAGCUUAGAAGAACGUACCUUCCAUUUCAGAAGCAAAGGCGAGGGGAUCUAUAUAAAUUGGUUGAUAUUCAGAGAUUGAAUUCUACAGCUGGACAUUAAGUUCUGUUUAGGAAAAAACGAGGGACUAGAAUGAAUGAUCUAAGCUUGCUUGCAGUGUAAAGAUACACUCUAUCCCUACUUGGCCAUGGAUACCUGCUAUUCUGGAACUGCUUAGCUAUGGAUGUAACGAAUAAAGAGAAGCGUGAUUAGUGACAACUUGUUCUCUUGAUCUAUGUCAAGUAGAAAUCGAACAUUUUUUUGU
Molecule: messenger RNA, 1367 nt
Organism: Ipomoea nil (Japanese morning glory)
Lineage: Eukaryota; Viridiplantae; Streptophyta; Magnoliopsida; Solanales; Convolvulaceae
Product: omega-amidase, chloroplastic-like
Exons: 10
Coding region: 56-1165 (369 amino acids)
Biological process (GO): L-glutamine metabolic process; oxaloacetate metabolic process
Cellular component (GO): mitochondrion
Molecular function (GO): omega-amidase activity
Source: RefSeq, a predicted model, not a curated record